AUGGUGGCCAGGCGGCGUAGUGGUACCGCUGAGCAUCGAGGCGUCACGCUGCGCGCGGCAGCGACACAGCGGCAGCAGCAGCGCGUGGCCGCAGCUCGCCAGCGACGCCGAGAUGCUGCUGCUGCGACCGGGGACGGCGACAUGGGCCUGCCGGGUGUGUACCGCGACAUGCUGAUCGAGGCUGGCGUGCCGAGUCCAGCAGCGCGACGGCGCGGUGUGCAGCCGACGAUUGACCUGAUUGGCGAAUCGGGCGAGCCGCCUGUGAAGCGAAUCAAGCGGCCGGGGCAGAAGAGCGACCUCCCGAUGCGCGGCGACCGAUCUGCCCAGAAAUCCGUCGCAGAUGUGGUUGUCUUUGCAGACAAAGAAGAAGAGGAGGACGAGGAGGACGAGGAGGACGCGGAGGACGCGGAUGACGACGUGGAAUUUGAGGACAUUGUGAUCCCAGAGCCCGUCAUCCAAACGAGGGAACUCGACUCGGAGGAUGAAGAAGACGACGACGACGACGAUGACGAAGAAGACGAAGAAGACGAAGAGAGCAGCCAACCGUUCGUACUCGAGGACGUAGUCAGUGCAACAACUACACCGAUACAACCCGGCAGUGGACCACCAAAUCAGACGAAUGCGACGACAGACACCCUGGAGCUGAACCUCACGGAGCACGAGAGCGUCCUGACGGCGCCGACACGAUGGAAUGGCCGCUGGGGUGCAAGGGCAGCACCGGCCAGCCGAAAGAAGCCGCUGAGCCGGGCCGAGCGCAUGCACCGCAUCGAGAUCCACAAGAUGCAUCUGCUCUGUCUGCUGGCGCACGCCGCGCAACGCAACCGGUGGUGCAACUCGGCCAAGGUGCAAAAGGCGCUGCGCCCGCUGCUGACGGCGAAAAUGAUCUCGUACCUCAACCCAGACGGCCAUCUGUCGCAGUUUGGCCAGACAGAGUCGCUGAAAAACGGCCUGCAGCAAGUGGCGACCAUGUUCAAGACGCGGUUCCGCAUUACGGAACGGGGGAUGCGGCGCGCGUUGUGGGCGGAAAGCCCCGAGCAGUUGAAGGACUAUGAACUCCCCAAAGACGCGGAAACCGUAUUCGACAAAGACGACUUCAUCGCCGCAGCAAAGAGCAUGCAAGGCUCGCGCGACGUCGGGGCUCAGCUCUUUUGUGCCCUGUUGCGCGCGGCUGGGGUCGAGACACGGCUCGUCUGCUCGCUGCAACCGUUGUCUUUUUUAUCGAACGCCCCGACGAUGCCAAAGCCAAAACCGAAGCCAUCCAAACCGACGCCAGCGCGAAACGACCACCCAAUACCCAGCAUCUACCGGUCACCACCGUCCGCCACCCAGGCCACGAGGGGCGAUUCUGAAAGUGAGGCCAUGUUCCUUUCGCCUCGCCGUCGGCUGGGCCACCCCGACGCUGCGGCGUACAACGUCCCAGCGGUCCCUUCCGCACCACCCAAGCAAUCCACGUCGGCCGCCUCGUCGUCAAGACAUGUCGUUCGCGGCGAGUCGGCGUUCCCCGUCUACUGGGUGGAAGUACUGGAUGCCGCGCACCAAAAGUGGCAGCCAGUCGACCCGCUGGUCACCUGCUCGCAGUGGAAGGUGGCCAAGCUGGAGCCGCCGGCGGCGGACAAGAACAACCAGCUGUCGUAUGCCAUUGGCUUUGCCGCCGAGGGCGACGCCAAGGACGUCACCCGGCGCUAUGCCAAGGCGUACAAUGCCAAGACGAAGCGUACGCGCAUCGACGGUCUCGUCGAACCGGCACCCACAAUUGCCGCAUCGAAAGCGGCAGCCUCCUCUGCGGGGGCGCCGCCGACGUCGUCCCCGCGGACGUCGUCUCCAACAAACCUGUCGGGAGCCAAGUGGUUGCGCCGAGCGCUGCGCUACUUUCGUGUGUCGGCGCUGACCGAUGUCGACCAGAUCGAAGAUAUUGAGCUCAAUGCGGCCGAGUCGCGCGAGCCGAUGCCACGCAACGUGGCAGACUUCCAGAACCACCCAGUGUAUGCGCUGGUGCGCCACCUGCGACGGCACGAGGUGCUUGUGCCCAACGCCACGGCCGUCGGCACCGUCGCGGCCGGCGCCAAAGCGCCGCUUGAACGCAUCUACCGCCGGCGGGAUGUCCGCAUUGCCUACAGCGCCGACCGAUGGUACCGGCUGGGCCGUGUGGUCCUGCCCAACGAGAUCCCUGCCAAGUGGCUGCCCAAACCUCGAAAGAGAGGGGUUUUUGACGACGAAGGCAACGAUGGCGGUGGUGUCAGCGGCCACAAGAGCCAGAGUGAUGGCGUUGACGACGACGACGACGACGACGACGACAACUUGUUCGGCGACAGUGCCGUCGGCGGUAUUGGCCAGUCCCGGUCCCAACCGAGCCCGCUCGGCAUCCCCAUCUUCACACCGGAGCAAACGGAGCUGUACCGCGCACCGCCCGUCGUCGACGGCCGCAUCCCCAAGAACAAGUUUGGCAACAUUGAACUGUACGUGCCGAGCAUGGUGCCAGAGGGCGGCGAGCACAUUGACGACCCGGCUGCCGGCCGCGCCGCGUACAUGCUGGGUGUCGACUAUGCACCGGCGCUGUCCGGCUUCAACUUCCAGGGCCGCAAAGGCACGGCCGUGCUGCGCGGUGCCGUUGUCGCCACAGAGCAUGCCGAGGCCGUGAGGGCGGUUCUGGAGGGUCUCAAAGACCUUGCCGUGGAGGCCGUGGCCGAGCGGCGGACGCGUGCUGCGCUGCGUGCCUGGACCUUUUUCUUGCGCGGUCUGCGCAUUCGGCAGCGGAUUCGGAAUGCGGCCGAGGACCGUGGUGAGUUGGUCGACGGAGACGGACAAGAGAGGGACGAAGAAAGCGAUAACGACGCGGUUGUGGACCACGAAGACGAGAACCAAGGGGGGCUGGACAGUGACGAAGACGAUGCCGUCGACGACGCCAGGAGUGACGUGACGGAAGAGUUUGACAUGGUCGUGGACGACGACGGCGAAGGUGAAUUUGCUGGUGGCGGCGGCUUCAUAAACGACGACGAUUACGGCGGUGGCGGGUUCAUACCAGAAUGA
Messenger RNA from Sporothrix brasiliensis 5110, 3027 nucleotides. RefSeq names its product xeroderma pigmentosum group C-complementing protein. The coding region runs from base 1 to 3027 and encodes 1008 amino acids. The record is from RefSeq and is a predicted model, not a curated record. Gene Ontology annotation, biological process: mismatch repair; nucleotide-excision repair. The transcript is spliced from 2 exons. Lineage: Eukaryota; Fungi; Ascomycota; Sordariomycetes; Ophiostomatales; Ophiostomataceae. Gene Ontology annotation, cellular component: nucleotide-excision repair factor 2 complex; nucleus; XPC complex. Gene Ontology annotation, molecular function: damaged DNA binding; single-stranded DNA binding.